AUGAAGCUGAAGCCGACACCAAAGCCUGCCGACAUCAAGACAAGUUUUCUCAUCCGAACGCUGCCGAGGGAUUGCAACCCAACGCCCGUUCCUACCGGUGGAUUGGGUGCCAGUGCAUUGGGGUUGCUGUCCCCAAUAAUAAACCAGCCCAAAAAGCAAGAUACAGAACUGGAAACUUUGCAACUCGAUAAUCCAUUCGAUGACAUCACGGAGGACAAGCUACAGAGCAACCUCAGUAGCUUUCGGGAUCUGGGUACAUCGCUUCGAUCAUUGCGAGUUCUUUGGGCGAUGCACUGCCAGAUCUCCGAUCUCGACGGCAUCGGAGCACUCAUGAACUUGCAAGAGCUGUAUCUACAGCACAACAAAGUGAGCGACAUCAGCCCACUGACGAUGCAUGAGGAGCUUCGUGUGAUUGACCUCGAAGGGAAUCGAAUCACGGAUAUUGGUCAGAUCGAACAACUCGCGUUCUGUCCGCAGCUCAUGUCGCUUAACCUAACGGGGAACUCAGUUGAGACCGUCAAACACUACCGUCAGAUUGUUACCAAUUUCGUGCCACAACUGGUGUCGUUGGAUGACGAGGCACUGUCGGACAGCGAGAGAGUCAAGUUGUCGGACUCAGAAAUCGACGCUGCCAUCUGCAAUCAUCAAGAUCGGCUUCACACCGAUGUAUCAGCUUCUGACCCGAUGGUGCCGAAUGAGCUCAGAAGUCCUCGUCAGCUUUCAUCGAACGGACUUCCAGUGGAUUCUCCUCGUGCUGACGACUCCGGUAGCCGCCUCACUCAUGGAACCGACAUCGUGUUCGCCGGAAACGUCUCGAGUGCGCUUCGUCGACACCGACACGAGGCAACGGGAUCAAAUCGCGAUCUCUACAAACAUACGGGAGGCAGUUCUGAGGACUCUGCAAGCUCUGUUAAUACACGCCCUUCAUCGAGUCAUGGACUACCGGAACGCCCGAAGACGCCAGCACAACGAAUCUCCAUCACCGACACACUUGACCGAGCUCGAGAGCUUGACACCCACAAGCACAAGUCUCGCGACGCCAUCUUGGACGAGCUGAAAACCUGGCAGCUAGAUAGUGUCGGUACGUCGCAAAUCGAAGUUCCCCGUGACACCAACAAAGCGCUCUACCUCGAAGACACCACAGCUAAUCGCAGCAGAUGUCGACGAAAAGGAAGCAUCGACGGCGUCACUGGAAAUGGGGCAGCAAUUGUUGCUCGGCUGGAACGUCGACCCAACACGUCAGCUGGAGUAUUGCGAAAUGGAGUCAACGUCCGAGAAGCGUUUGUUGAGCCUGCACGAGUCCCACCGAGACCAAGGUCGCGAGGGGGGUCUUCAAAGUGUCGUGGGCUGUCCUCCGGUACGUCUACUGUCGACAUCCUCAUCUUAGAUGGCAGCGAUGACACGAAGCGACCAUGUUCUCCAAUCAAGACGUCAAUAGCCAGCUACACGAAGGCUCUGGGACGUCAGCAUGACUGGAAUCUGGACGUGCUCUCCCCUACAGUGGACAUCUCAACUGCUAAGCGCCAUCUACCGACUUCGCUGAGCAGUAAACAGCAACUUAGACGCUCCCAAAGACAAGAGGAGAACGAGGAUUCCAGCGACGACGAUGAAUCAAGCGUGUGUCCAGCCGUGGUAUCGGAACUCGGUAGUCCGACGCUAGUACCCAAGACUGCGUUCUUUAAUGUGGCUGAAAGUCUGAAUGCGAUCGAAAAGUGGCGAGACGAACUGGAAGACGACGCAGAAAGACUUCGUCAACUUAAGUGUUGCAGGUCUUCCGAGUUGUCUGUCACCGCGUAA
Messenger RNA from Phytophthora infestans T30-4, 1797 nucleotides. RefSeq lists its product as uncharacterized. Bases 1 to 1797 code for a protein of 598 amino acids. Gene Ontology annotation, molecular function: protein binding. Lineage: Eukaryota; Oomycota; Peronosporomycetes; Peronosporales; Peronosporaceae. The transcript is spliced from 5 exons. The record is from RefSeq and is a predicted model, not a curated record.